AUGAAUAUCCCGAUACUACUGAGAUAUUCUGGAGUUUGGCAAUCCGAUGUUAGUUAUGAACAAUACAAAAGUGAUGGAAUCAUUGUCGGUGACAAUGUAGCUUACUCAAAUCUAAAAGCAGCAAUCGCUGCUGAAUUGAGUGUGGAUGAAUCAGAGAAAAAUAUUAAAAUCCGAUACAUAGUUGAAGUGAAGGAGAAUCAAUUCUAUAAGGACAAAGCAACUCUAGUUGACGUAAUGGUCAAAUACAAAAUCAAUAAUGAAUUUAAUUUUAAGGUUAAAAGAUCCUACAGUAAAAGUUAUGUGUUAGUAUGCUUUUCAGACGAUUGUUGUUGGAGAAUGAAAGCUUCAUGUUGGAAAAAAUCCGAUAUAUUCAAAGUUAGAUAUUUUAAUAGUGAACAUUCAUGUGCACUGAGAGAUAGAAUUUUCAACAAAGUUCAUGCUACAAAGGCUUUUGUUAGUUCAUUCACAGCACCUAAAUUGGUUAAUCAUAAGAGAAUUCUCACCCCUAAUGAUAUACGAGAGGAUAUUAAAUCAGCGUAUAGAAUUGAUAUUACCUAUCAACAGGCAUGGCGUUCAAAAGAGAAUGCUUUGGAGAUGUUAAGGGGAAAACCUGCUGAUGGAUAUAGACAGCUGUCUGCAUACCUACAUAUGCUAAAAACCGUAUAUCCAAAUUCGUACAUAAGUAUGCACAAGUCAUCAACUGAUGAGUUCAUGUAUUUGUUCAUAGCGUUAAGGCCUUUGAUGAGGGGGUUUCAAUUUUGUCGACCAGUAAUUGUUGUUGACGGUGCGCAUCUUGAUGGACCUUAUAAAGGGACGUUUGUAUCAGCUAGCUCACUUGAUGGGGCAGGUUGCAUAUUGCCGUUGGCGUAUGGUGUUGUUGAUACAGAAAAUGAUGCAUCAUGGACGCGGUUUUUUCAGAAUUUCAAGAAUGCAUUUAAUGAGAGGGACAAUAUAUCUGUAUUUGAUACAUGA
Molecule: messenger RNA, 972 nt
Organism: Solanum dulcamara
Lineage: Eukaryota; Viridiplantae; Streptophyta; Magnoliopsida; Solanales; Solanaceae
Exons: 5
Coding region: 1-972 (323 amino acids)
Source: RefSeq, a predicted model, not a curated record